Ylistrum balloti is the source of this 1068-nucleotide messenger RNA. RefSeq names its product orexin receptor type 2-like. Bases 1 to 1068 code for a protein of 355 amino acids. Gene Ontology annotation, molecular function: G protein-coupled peptide receptor activity. Gene Ontology annotation, cellular component: membrane. Lineage: Eukaryota; Metazoa; Mollusca; Bivalvia; Pectinida; Pectinidae. Gene Ontology annotation, biological process: neuropeptide signaling pathway. The record is from RefSeq and is a predicted model, not a curated record. The transcript has a single exon.
AUGAAUACGUCGAUGAAUACGUCGUAUACUUUAGAACAGGAGGAUUAUGAUGAAUUCGUGAGAUCCGGGAUUCCUAUCACCGCUUUUCUGAUACUCUCAUGUAUCUUUGGUACGAUUGGAAAUGUUCACGUGUUUUUGGUUUAUUUGCUCAGAUACAAAGCAAAUAUGUACAAAAAGUUGGUACUGUGUUUGACUGCAGUGGAUUUUGUAGGGUGUACGUUCUGCAUUCCAGCCUCACUGUAUAUUAUCAGAAACAUCUACUCGGUUCAGUCUUCUGUUUUCUGUAAGUUGUACUUCGCAACCAUGAACCUUGUAGGAACUUUAUCGUUGGUACUUUUGAAUGGCAUAGCUGUGGAACGUUAUAGGAAAAUAUGUCAAAAGACUCCUACCCAUUUUAGCCAGCGAACAACUCGCGUUUUCUGUGGAUUAAUCCUCGUUGCCAUGAUCACCUUAUUUUUCAUCCCCUCAUUCUUCAUGUUUGGUAUUAACCAGGAGACAACAAAGGUUCAUUCACUGCCCAGUUAUAGAUGUGCUGUGUCGAAUCAUCUGAGGAAUUCAACGUUUGUACACGUAUAUGGAGGGUUUCUGCUACUAUCCUUUCUCAUCAACUUAACAAUUUCAAUUGUGUCGUACAUUUUGAUUGGUAGAAGGAUCUACAUUCAUCAGAAAAACAAUAUGGCUAUUUCUCCACAAACAACGAGUUUAAAGGACACGGCAAGAGAUACUGCAGUCUCUUCAAUACCUAACACAAUGAAUGAGAGAAAGAGAAAGAAGCUUGACAAAAGUAGAAACACUAUCAAGGUAUUUCUAGUCGUGUCAAUGAUCUCCUUUGGUGUUUACCUCCCUUACCUGUUAACAGCCGUGAUUCGGAAUGUCAACCAACGUCUCUAUCAAAACUUUAUAGCUAACUAUGGGCCCCUACCCUACUUUAUUACUUGGAUGAUUUUCCUUAACAAUGCUAUUAAUCCACUCGUGUAUGGUUUUAUGGAUAAAAAAUUCCGACAGGAGCUGUCGGCAUUGUACAUUCAAAUGAAACUCUGUUGUUUUGCUUGUUGUAGGCGUGGUUAA